This is a messenger RNA of Cyprinus carpio (common carp), 5612 nucleotides long. Its product is annotated as solute carrier family 66 member 2. The record is from RefSeq and is a predicted model, not a curated record. Gene Ontology annotation, cellular component: endosome; trans-Golgi network. NCBI's taxonomy places the organism in Eukaryota, Metazoa, Chordata, Actinopteri, Cypriniformes, Cyprinidae. Gene Ontology annotation, biological process: retrograde transport, endosome to Golgi; phospholipid translocation.
UUCUGUUAGGCUAUAUCAAGCUGUUUCGUUAAAAGUAAACCAAAACCUUUGCAGCGAAAAUGCAAAAAGAGUUUGAGUUCAGCGUUUAAAGCGAAAAGCAUCACGGUGUUCUUGCGUUUCUGCUGAUCGGAGAGUUCUUGCACGCGAUUAUACAUUAAUUUUCACUUUGAUUUAUCAGGUUCUCUUGAUACUGAACAAGACCAUCAGUCGUUAAAACAUGUAGGCUACUAUCGGAUUCAUGUGGCUUGUCCAUAUCCUUGAUUUGGACAAAACUGUCCGUGAACGAAUUGUUCUUUUGAAUCGAAUCUUUUUCAAUGAAUUAUUUGAACCGGAUCACAAUGUCGCUCGUGAAAAAAUCUGAAGCAACAUCGAGUUAACCAGGGUAUGGGAGUAUACAGACAGUAGUUUGUGAAGGACUAAACAAUGGAGCAGGGAUCAGAGGAGAACAUGGAGAGCUCAUGGACUCUGCUCUCCGGGCUGGCUUCUGGCGUGAUGGUGUUUGGAGGUGCGUUGCCCUACAUCCCCCAGUACCAGGACAUCCAGAGGACCAAUAACGCUGAGGGAUUCUCAACAAGAGUCUGUCUGGUGCUGCUCGUUGCUAAUAUACUUCGCAUUUUCUUCUGGAUAGGCAAGCAGUUUGAGCUGCCUUUGCUCCUGCAGAGUGUGGUGAUGAUUCUCACCAUGUUGGCUAUGUUACAUUUGUGCUGUUCCAUCCAGAGCAGUAACCGUGUCAGUAGUAAACAGCACCACAUCACAGAUUUGGACCUUCGGUAUUUCUGGAGCUGGGGUUCUUUUGAGGACUAUCUAAUAUUCUGCUUUGCCUUUACGCUGCUGUGUGCUUUCAUAACGUUCCUCUUUCUGGAUUGGGUCCUAUUUGUGGAGGCCUUGGGCUCUUUGGCUGUGAUGUUUGAAGCCAUGUUGGGAAUGCCUCAGCUGCUGCAGAACUACAACAACCGCUCCACACGAGGCAUGAGCGUAAAGAUGGUGCUUUUAUGGACGGCUGGUGACAUCUUUAAGACCACGUAUUUUGUGAUCAAUGAAAGCCCCACCCAGUUCGUGGUCUGUGGUGCGGUACAGAUCUUAAUUGACGUUGCUAUUCUACUACAGGUGGGCUACUACGGACAGGACACCAGAAUCAAACUGGGCUGAGAUCACUACAGUAAUGAUGGUGAUCAACACUCCUAAAUAAGGAUAUUCUGCAUGCUUCUUACCUGCAAAACUACAUGCUUUUACUUUCACAAUUUUUAUUUUAUUUAUUUUUUUAAUACACAGUGGGGUUCAAAAGUCUGAGGCUGCUAGUGAAAAAAAAGUCCCAUUUUGCUUUUCUCUAGUUGAAUAUGUCUUAGAUUUAAUGAUUAUAUUUAAUCAUAUAUUUAUUUAUUAUUUUAUCGAAUGUUUUUCUUUUUAAGAAUUGCAUUAUUAGCAAUUUGUGUGAAACUUUAAAUUGAAAAUGUUAAUUUAUUUGGAGAAGCAAAUUAUUAUUAUUUUUUUUAAAUCUGAGCUUUAGUAUAAAGCUUAAUUAGUGGCCUAGAAGUAGAAGUUCUAAUAUUUUGUAUUUGAUAAGUUGUAAUGCUUUUUGGUUUUAAUUCUAUUUAAAAUCCUAAAACUUAUAUUAGAUUUAUUUUAAAUUUGAUUUUGGAUCCCAGACUUUCAAUUUGGUUUCAGUCUGUUGAACCCUGCUGCAUAUUCAUUUUUUAUUCAACAAAUGCACCUGAGUUCAGGGAAAAAUUUCUCUGUCCUUAAGUUAUUCACAUCUUACCAAACAGCAAGUUUUUCAUUCAAAGAAGAGUGAACAGGCCUUAUAUGCACAGGCUGUUGGCCUUUUUUUUUUUUUUUUUUUUUUUUUUGACUAUAUCCUGACAAAUGAAUUGCCCUUCACUUUUUUAUUUUUACAUUGUUUGUAUUUUUGCUAGCUUUUGUGAGAGCCAAUAUGCUCUUAGUGCAAUUGAAGUGCUGGGAAAUGCAUGUGCCAAAUGUGUCUUCCACAAAUGGAUUCAAACUGUUAGCUUAUUUGUCAACAAUUUUAUGGUCCUUUUUCAUUUUAGAGCACUUAAAUCAUUGUUACUUGCUUAGAUGCACACAAAAAUCCACAUUUUAAGCAGCAGAGUAAUGUUAGGCUUUUAAAUGUUAGGCUGAUGAAUGAUUUUAUUACCUAACCUUAAUUACCAAACCGUAUCAGUGGAAAUGCAUGAGGGUAUGUCAUAAAUAUAUAAUGCUCAACUGAUUUAUCACGUAUGAUUGCAUUGCAAACGAGAAAAACAGACAGAUUUGUUUCGUUUUGUUAUCUCAGAUCAAUAGUCCCUUUUAAGCACAAUAAUUUCACUUUAAUGUUGGAGCCAGUGUUUUUUUUUAAAUAUGUAUUUUUAUCCAAAGUUUUUGAUUGGGAAAUAUGUAAUGAAAAUGUGUAAUAUUCCAAUGAAAAAGCAGUUGUAGUUAAUAGUAACCACACAAAGCCAGAGAUGGACAACUUUGAGCCAUAUUGGGUUCAUCGUCUGCCAUGUCCUUUAAAGAUGACAGUGAUUACCUCAACCAGUCAUAUAUCAUACAUGUUUAUCCAUGCAUGUCACACCAAGAUGAAGGACAGUCUACCCACAAAAUACAUUUGGACUGUUUUUAUGCCUAAGUUGAAUGGAAUGAUGAGAGAAAACAAUGCUGUCACCUCAACUCAGAUGCUUCUGUGGUUGAUCAGCUAUGAGGAGACCUCAUCAUAAAAUAGUUACACUCUAUAAAGUUACCAUUCACGCCGGCACAGAGUUAUGUGCUAUUUAUCACGGCAAAGAAAAGGUCAUUACAACUUUAAAUCCCACUAUAGCGCCAGGCUGCUCAGGGAGGACUACAGAUGUGGCCUUAAAAAAGCACUUUCAGAUUCCUUCUCAGUUUUGGCUCUCUUUCUUCCUCACUGCCCAUAUUUCACAGUAGGGAUUUUGACGUGCCAAUGGAGUGUUUAAGCCCGUUGGCUCCUUUAGCAUUAGUUUAUCAUCAAAGUUUAGCCGUUGGUUAUGACAGAUGGUCACAAGGCCUCAGCCUCUCAGCUGUUUACUCCCUGCAUGGGCAGCUUUUUUGGCUUUAGUUCUCAUUGUGAUAAGUCUUUGUGUGUGGUAAAUAUUUGUUCUGUUGUGCUGUUAACCACCUCAUUAACAUAUCUGACCCCAGCAAAGGUCAAAACCACCAACACAUUUAGUCACAGGAUGAUUAUGUGUGAGCCCACUCUCUUCUAAAAAACAAUACAUUGCAUUAAUGUAGCACUAUGCAGUACAUAUGUUUGAAUGUCAUAUGGAAAUAUAUACUUUUGUUCAUUUUAAGUUAAUAUUGCCUGAUAUUGACAACAUAUACCGUUCAACAGUUUGGGGUCCUUUUUUAAUAAUAAGAACUGUUAAUAAGAAGAAAUGUUUUUUGAGCAGCAAAUCAGCAUAUUAGAAUGAUUUCUGGAGGAUCAUGUGACACUGAAGACUGGAGUAAUGGCGGCUGAAAAUUCAGCUUUGUAUCACAGGAAUAAAUUACAUUUAAAAAUGUAUUAAAGAGAAAACCGUUAUAUUAGAUUAGAUUAAUAAUAUUUCACAAAUAUUACUUAUCCUACCAUCCUCAAACUUUUGAAUAGUUGUGUCCAUGAUUUUUGUCCCAUUAAACUGUCCCAUCUCACACCAAUACACUCCCUAAGAGGAAAGAUUUAUUGAUCAGAGGUUGCACUUUCAGAACUCCGGAGACUUAUUGGGUGUAUAUCAGUUAUGUUUAUCAGUAAUGUAUCAGUUUUUCAUUUACAUUUUCUUAGUGACAGUAAAAUAGACGCAAAUUAGACACUUGUUGAUGAUAACAUUCAACUAUAAAAUGAAUAUGGAUAUUUAGUUUUGGGAGAUUUUGUGUUUGAGUGCAUAUUGCUGUUUCUCAAUUUCUCAGUACAUUUACAGUACAGUACAGUUGUCUUAUGAAACUCUAGAAGAGACGCACGUGAGAUUUCCUGGAUCUUUUUCUCCAAAGAAACACGAGAAGCUGAUUUCAGCAAAUGUCUCAAUUUUCUCUACAUGUCAUCUCAAUGCUGUCUAGGGGGAAAAUACAGUUAUAAGAGAUCUCCUUUGCUUGUUCUUUCUUUUGGGCCAACCAUUUUGGACCUCAUAAAAGUUACUUUAACCAGAAAAAAUAUGUGGUUACAUCCAAAGACUUCCUUUUUUUUCUUUAAUAAUCAUGGAUAUGUUUCUAUUGUGUCUGUUUAUGUUUCCAAUUUUCACAGUUUUGUUAGUUGCACAUGACUGGUGCAGUAAAUAGCUUUGCCAAGCUUUGUAAUUCUCUCUUCAUCAGUGAGGAAAUCACACUGAUGGGCAAGAUAACGGUCUAUUAUGUGUUUAAUGUUGUGGGAUAAUGAUUGUUUAAUGUUGCCUCAAUGGUCUGAACAUUUUUGUCAUUCAGGUCAAAAAUGUGCCUUAAAAAAUGACAUGUCAAACAAUCUUUAACCUGUCAUUAUUAAUGCAGCAUUAUGGACAUUAUUUUUUUCAGGAUAUUAGUGAUUAUAUCAUGAUGUAUGUACACACACACACACACACAUACACAUUAAAUGACUGAAAUGUUAUUGUAUGAAAAAAAUCUAUGUUUCAUAUAAAAACAUAAAAUAACCAAACAAUACUCUGUACUUUUGUCCUUACUUUAUUUAGUUUGUCUUUUUCUUCCUUAUAUCCUGUUGUAAAUACCAGAUGAACCCACGUUGUCAGCAUGUUAUGUAACAAUAUCUGUAUUGCUUGUUGAAUUUUAUUUUUUUUUAAUUUGCUGAAUUAUUUGUAUUUGCAAAGCUUUAGCGACGUACUUGAUUUAAUAACAUCUUAUGCAUGAUUGCACAUUUGAAAUUACAUGUAAAUUGCUUGUGUGACCAGUGUAGUGGGGUGUAAAAUUGAAAAGCCAAAUUCCAUCCUUUCCUGAUUCUAUACUGAGCGUGUGUGACAGAAGACAGUGAAUGACCCUUACUGAUAAUAAAAACCGCUUCACUGAUCAGAAAGUGUUCAGCUUUCCUGCACUGCACUUUGACCCACAGUCCUGAACUUGACAGUACUGUACUUUACAAGGCUGCAUGAUCAUUUGGUGUCAGCAGUGAAAGAGGCUCGGUAUGAAAUAUUCAAAGUUGUGGGUAAGACUGGAUUAUAGAUGAGAGACAACGCCUUCAGGAUACCUGUAUCCCUCCAUUAAAUGAAAUCCCAUACAUAAAUGAUAUGGUUAAGGAUGUCACACUGAUGACUGAGGGAAUCCUGGGUGUUCUUGGUCAGUCCUAAGAAUGGGGCGUUUGGGUGGGAGGUAGAGGAGCAGGGACAGGGAAAUGACGUGUUGAGUUACCACAUUUGCUCGUUUUUAUCUCCUGUAGACAGUCCAUUACAAUGAUGAAAGUUUACGUUUCAAGUUUUUAUUACUGUAUUUUUGAUCAAAUAAAAUCUUUAUUUCAAAAACAUAAAAAAAGAAAUCAUGUUUCAAGGCUUCAGCAGCACAAAGAAAAGCAAGGACCGACAGUCAGUCAGGUCAGAUUUAACCCCUUUGGGGUUGGUGAGAUUUAUUUAAUUAAAAAUACAGUCAAAAUGUCAAAAUUGUUAAUAUUAUUGUUAAUAUGUAUAUAUUUUAAAAUGUAACAUAGUGAUGCA